Molecule: messenger RNA, 1206 nt
Organism: Belonocnema kinseyi
Lineage: Eukaryota; Metazoa; Arthropoda; Insecta; Hymenoptera; Cynipidae
Product: putative gustatory receptor 28b
Exons: 6
Coding region: 17-1129 (370 amino acids)
Biological process (GO): sensory perception of taste
Cellular component (GO): axon; membrane; neuronal cell body
Source: RefSeq, a predicted model, not a curated record
GAGUAUAUAAAGAAACAUGAAAUUCCUGAAUUACCAAACUUGGCAUUCGAAAAAAUUGAAAGAUGUCUUUUUUCCAAUCUUAGUGAUAAACUGGAUUACAGGCUUAAAUAUUGUUGAAAUCCCUGUUGGACAUCGAAGACCUAUACUGAGUUUCAUCUACCUAAUGAUUAUGAUAAUUUUUUAUUAUUACAUUCCAUUCUCAAAAGGACUUUCCAUAUGUAGAACUGAAGGUCACGUUGUAGGUCAAAUGCUCUUCGAAAUUAUUUGGUUUUAUAAUGGAUUCGUUGGAUUGAUUUCGAUAAUGAUCGGCUGGUAUUACCAAAAGGUCGUUCGACUCUGCAUUCAAAGAAUAGAGUUAAUAGAUGCUUCUCUAGACUCGUUUGGACUAGAAAAUAAUCAUGGCAAGAGUUUUGUACGUUUAGUACUCACCCUAAUUGUAACUUUUUCUGGAAUUUUCCUUGUAGUUGCCACUGAUGUUUUUUGGUUCUUAAAAGAACAUAGCCUGGAAGAUAGUAUAUACUGUGCUUAUACAUCUUCAGCUCCAGUAUUCUUACAGAUAAUUAUCGAUUUAAGUUUUGGAACAAUGGUCACACAUCAACAUCUGGAACUCUCGAAAGUUGCGUGGGAAGUAGAGAAGGUGUUUGGAUUGCAAAUAGCAAUGUCAAUGGUGACAAAUAUCACAUUCAUAAUUGGGAAUUCUUAUUAUUUAUACAAUGAGAUAUUUAAUGACGAUUCAGUGGAAGAAAGUGAAGCAAGAUUAGGUUAUAUAGCAAACGAAUUUUGCUGUUGCUUUUUAUAUCUUUCAAGAGUUUUGUACGUGAAUGAUACAUGUGCAAGAGUCACAGCUUAUGCACAUAAAGCUGAACAACUUAUUUACUCUGCAAAUAGGAGCAAUCAUGAUACCGAACUAAGAGAAGAGAUUGAACAAUUUUCUCUGCAACUAACUCAAAGGCCCUUGUACUUUUCGAUGUAUGGUUUAACCACUCUGGAUUAUGGAUUUGUUGCCAAAUUUCUAGGAACCAUUAUGACUUACCUAAUCAUUAUUAUUCAAAUAGAACCAAAACCAUCAGGCAAUGUUACUGAUACGACCACGGAAGUCUAUACUAAUCUCACUACUCCAAUCUUCUAGAUUAAAUGAGAAUGCAACAACUGCACACCGGAUAAUUUAUAUUUUGUAUAUUUCAUAAAAAUGGUGCACUUUUGACG